Daldinia decipiens is the source of this 1544-nucleotide messenger RNA. RefSeq lists its product as uncharacterized. The transcript is spliced from 4 exons. NCBI's taxonomy places the organism in Eukaryota, Fungi, Ascomycota, Sordariomycetes, Xylariales, Hypoxylaceae. The coding region runs from base 240 to 1400 and encodes 386 amino acids. The record is from RefSeq and is a predicted model, not a curated record.
UAGGUACAUCACAAAUUAAUGACUGUAUAGGUUGUACUAACUAGCUAUGACGUUAAUUACAAGCAUGGCCAUUCAGGGACGCACAGAGCGCGUCGCGUUUAUUAGCUACUAGUUAUGCGGUGUAGAACUUGACUUUUAUAUAUCAUUUCAUACUUCAUACUUCAUAUCUCGUACCUCAAUACUUAAUACCAAAAUACGUUCAGUUCUAUUAAGAUUUUUGUAUUAUUAUUCCCGAUACGAUGCCUCCUAAACGCCCUGCAGCUAGCGCUGGCACUUCUAGGAAGAAAGCUAAGACAUUGAGUGAUGAGCCGCCGAAAAGCAAACGAUGGUCUGCCGUGUCCGGCUCGGCUAAUGCCGAUGCUGACUACAAAACGAUCUGGGAGAAACCCGACAAAUGGUAUUCGUUUGUAACCAUCUGCCCGCCAAUACCGGAUGAUGACGAUGACGAGGACGAGGACGAGGACGAGGACAAGGAACAAGAGGAGGAGGUCGAUGAGGAUGACCCCGAGGAUGAAAGCAGGGAUGGACCCAGAUGCACCCGAAAAGGUUGUAUAUGCUCCAAACCAGCUGGGGAGAAUCCAGACCACCCGUGGGUUGUGAGUCGGGCUGGCUACCGGAAAUAUUCCACCCAGAAUAUCCAUUUCUCAUUGCGUAACCCUGAUUACUUCGAUAUGUACACCUAUAACGACCACGUUGGCUACGGAUGCGUUCAGAUUGUGCAGAACUUGGUGUUGGAUUAUGUCGAGGCGGUAGAGCGCGGCUGGAGAGAACAAUGGGCCGUUUGCGAAGGUCUCGGACUUUGGCUACUGAGCUCAGCUAGCGGUAGGAUGAUGAUGAUUGACGAUGGCGAAUGUGUCGAUCAAACUAUGCGUCUCAUUGGCCGUAUGUUCCUAGAUAUGCUGGCGCAACUCGAUGGCCUGAAUCUGGUUGGUGACGCUACCGACGUCAAGAGCUUGGGUACCGUCAUGGCUAUAUAUUUGAAAAUUGCUUCAGAAGUACGCUCAAUUGGUGGUAUCCUCGAGGAAGACGACGAUGACAGGGGAGGUCGCAAACCCAAAUUUCAGGCCAACCACUUCGAUGAUGCCAUUCUUUCAUACGCCAAUCAGCGCGGUGUUACAUUACAGGGUCCUGAAGAUAUCGACGAGAUCACUGCAAAUCUCGAGGGGGAAGUAGAGUUACCUAAGAAGAACGCAAAGGAUCCAUGGGGCUUUAAAACGGCAUUAAAGAUAUACGAGAAGAAUUACGGUAAAGGAAAACCCCACGCUAUCGGUGGCGAUGAUUUAGACAUCACAACUUGGACGAGCUCCCAGCGGAAGCAGGCAAAUUUUGACCAUAAGGACCCAUUAGGUAAGCGAGAGAUAGACGCGAUCAAAAAGGGGAUGGUGAUGCAACUUGGGUGAUCUCGUCAUAUCCCUGAUCGGAGUUGAUAUUGUGAAAUGAAGGAAUUUGUGAAAUAUAUGGAUUGGUCAUACAUUACGAAUGUUGCUAUAAACCAGCUUGGACUGCCUUGUCUCUUAUAGGGGCAAUGUAGUAUUUGUUCUAUG